AUGGAAAAAGAAACACCACAACAAGAAACAAAACAAUCAACUAAUAAAGAAAGUGGAUUUUUUGACGAAAUUAUAAAGAGAACCAAUCAAUUAUUGGAAAAAGAAAAAGAGUUGCAUGAGAAAUAUAAUAAGGAAAUUACAUCUCAACAAGAUCAAAUUGACCAAUUAAAAAAGAAAAUUAAUCAAUUAAAAUAUUAA
Molecule: messenger RNA, 198 nt
Organism: Dictyostelium discoideum AX4
Lineage: Eukaryota; Evosea; Eumycetozoa; Dictyosteliales; Dictyosteliaceae
Exons: 2
Coding region: 1-198 (65 amino acids)
Source: RefSeq, a predicted model, not a curated record